AUCCAUAGUCCCUUCGUGUUAUUCUGGGUUUCUUCAAACCUUGACGAGCUUCUCAGCUCGAACCACGGGAUUUUCCCUCGCGAUAACCUCUCGACCCGCCGCCUUGUAAUCGUAGCUGCAGUCGUGCCGAUCGGAGUAUCUGUGCUCCGAGCAGAACACGUCCCCGCACCUGCACCGGAAUCCAACCAGCCCGAUCCGCUUCCGGCAUCCAGACACGGAGCACCAGGUCCCAUCCCUAGAUCCCGCCGCUUCUCCGACGGAGGGAUCAGAUCUGGGUUUUCCGGUGAGCCGGCGGAACUGGUUCGAGGUGGAUCUGUGAUGUCCGGCGCUCUUGCGAGAGGGGUACGCGGCGGAGAUGAGAUCGUCUGCGGCGAGGUUGGAGAAAAAGCGAGCGAAGAAUGGAAGGGAGAAGAUGGAGACGAAAAUGGGAAAAUGACAAAUUUGGGGGCCUGCGAGUUAUAA
Striga asiatica is the source of this 462-nucleotide messenger RNA. NCBI's taxonomy places the organism in Eukaryota, Viridiplantae, Streptophyta, Magnoliopsida, Lamiales, Orobanchaceae. The record is from the annotation of a GenBank genome assembly.